Ostertagia ostertagi is the source of this 291-nucleotide messenger RNA. Lineage: Eukaryota; Metazoa; Nematoda; Chromadorea; Rhabditida; Trichostrongylidae. The record is from the annotation of a GenBank genome assembly.
AUGAGACAUCAGGAACGUCGUGUUCCCCCACCAGGAUUCGCUCAUCCACCGCCGCAGUACCUUCCACAAGAUGGUGCUGUAAUGGGACCACAUCAACAGUCAGGUCCUGGCGUUUUUGGGCAAUGUGAUGGAAACUUCGAUAAGGAAAAGGUCACGUAUGACGGUCCUUCGUCGUUUCAUCGCGGUAUGCGAUACGAAAACGACUCCUCCAUGAUGAGUGGCGAGCCAAUAAUGUUUAGUCGGGGCCAACCUAUGAUGAGCAAUCCAGAACCAUCAAAUGCGAUACGAUGA